CACAAAAAACGCAGGAAAAACGUAGGAAAAUCUGGUUUGCGGAUGUGAGGGAGGUUUCCCGGGAUUGGUGUUGUUUUCGUUCCCGGCAUAGGUUUGUUUCCGGCACGACAGUAAGGUAUCGCGUCGGAAGGGAGAAGCUCGCCGACGGCCCCCUUUUUUUCCAGAGGCGGUGCAGAAACCGGAACACAAGAUGGACUCGUUGGGCACGGAAAUAGGCCAAAAGAUGAGGAGCGCCGUCAAGGCGAAGCUGAUCGAACUCGGGACGGGCUCCGCCAGCGGCUAUAUCGACGACGAGUUGCCGGAUUACGUGAUGAUCAUGGUGGCAAAUAAGCGCUCCCGCCAGCAGAUGGUCGACGAUUUGUCCCUCUUUCUAGGCGCCCAAACGGAAGUGUUCGUUAACUGGCUGCAUCAGGUGCUGCAGAAGCUGCAGGAAGUGACGCUACCGGCGUCGGUAGCAGCCAAAACGAUGAAGGACAGUUCGAAGAAGAAAAGUUCAUCGGAAAAGCCGCGCAAGGAUAAGAAAGGCAAACGAAGGGAAGCUAGCAGCGAACGAGCAGCGGCGUUGUCCGAUGAUGUCGGUGACAAAACACCUCCGCGGCCUAGUACCGCUACUGCACCUUUGGCGGGCGGCUCCAUCACGGAGGUGUUUGCUAAUCAGUACAUCGAGAAAGCCAAAAAGACGCUGGAAGUCGAUGCCAGUGCUGCGCCCCCGGUCAAGAAGGCCACUGUAACACCGGUUACAUCGAUCACGGACAUUGCGACGGCUACCGUUCUUCAGAAGCACCAGAAAGAGCUAAAGGAGCUGGAAGAGAUACAACAACGCAUCAACGCGGCCAAACAACAUUUGAAAUCACUUGGAACGGAAAUUCCCGACGAUGAUGAUGCGGAUUUCCUGCUUCUCAAAGCGAACGAUGAUGAUUUACUGCCAGAGGGAACACGUUCCAAACCAUCUUCCUCGUCUGCCACCGGUAACUCUUCCUCGGCAGCAACUCACAAUCAAGCGACAACCAAGCAACGCCAGCGUAUUACGAUGGAAACCACGGAGCCACCAUCAAAGGCUGCGACGACUAGCCGCAGUACGACACCGCCUCCUGCGCCAGCAACUGCGAAGCCACCGAGCACCGUAUCCACCACUAGCCCCACGACGGCAACUAAACGUUCCGUACACGAGCGUUUGGGUGACAAGGGAAAUGACGUGGCCACCGGAGCUCAGGAACCAGUCGGCAGUUCAGCGACAAAGAAGCAGGCGACGGAGUCCACAACGAACAGCGGACGUAGCCCGGCCAAAAAUACCAUCAUUAGCUUAUCGGCUCAUCGUCGGGAGGAACGCGAGAUCUACGUUCCCCUUUUUCGACGUAAAGAACCCCCCAGUUCCAGCGUGGAACCAUCGAAGCCGCAAACGGCCCGUCCUAACUCGCACCCGGCCCGUCCCGAUUCGCACUCGGCCCGAGGACGCAGUCGUGAGCGCACGGCUCGGGCAAAGACACCGCCAGCGCCGCCACCGGUGACCGUACCGUCGGUCGCUGCUCGUCGUUUAAGUCGUGAGCGACGUCUAGGACCGGCACCACCCCGUUCGAUCGUUGAUGUUCCUGGACGAGACCGCGACCGUGACCGUCGGCCAUCGUCUCGCGAUCGUCGGCCAUCGUCCCGCGAUCGUCGCUCGCGUAGUCCUGUGCGUGCUUCCGAACGAAGAGAACGUUCAAAAAACGGAUGUGAACCCGCCCCGUCCACUGUACGCAGUCGGAUCGGGUCGCGGGUUAUUGUGCUUCCACCGAAGCCGGAUUACAACGAGGACGUGGUUGAGGUGCCGGUUGCUAGCGUCAUCAAGGUGCAGCCCCGGCCUACUAUUCCGAAGGCGAAACAACCAAGCAAAAAUUUGCUGCUAAAAGCGAUGGCCGAAGCCCAGCGUUCGACGGUGGCGAAUGUUCGCAAACGGAUCGAUAAUACGGGCGCGAUUGGUGGAGAUAUCGGCAAAGGCGGUACACCGUUUGCACCGCGAAUAGUAGAAAACAAGCCGAAGCUGCUGAUUGAGAUACAGGGAGGUGCCAGUGGGCACUCGGAAGUGGAGGUAGAAUACGAGGACGAUGAACUAAUGGAGGAGAACAGGAGAGGUGAACAUGCGGAAGAGGAAGAAUUGUUGCCGCGAAGGCGUCCGGUUUAUCGCAAUGCAGAUCAUGAGCCGCUCGGAGAAGAUGAAGAAGAAGAGGUACACGAAGUGGACAUUGCGAACCAGGUGCUGAUGGAGGAUUCUGACGGUGAUGAUGAGUUCAGACAAAUGCUCGAGGGUGGUGAUGCAUGCGAUGAGGCGGCCCCUGGACAGUCUUCGACCGAUACAGGGCUUGAACCGAUCGACGAUGAUGAUGUCGAUGAUGUCAAUAAUGAUGGUGAUGGGACAAAGUUUGUCGUCACACUGGAUGGCGCUUUCAAGGGGAAAGGCAGCGUAGAGGAACCAACAGACGACAGUGUGGUGACUGGCGCGGCUUCUCCAAGCCACACACCACCACCGCCGCCGGCCACGGUCCCUAGCCAAAGCACCAAAGCGAGGCUUUCUGUUAAAGAGCGGAUUGGUUUGAGGCGUCAACCUUCGCAGCAGCAGCAGCAGCAGCCACCGCAACGUGGCCGACAGUCGCCAGCGAAGGAUAACAAGGAGCUCGAGGAGACGCUCAAGAAGCGCAAGGAACGUUUCAGUGAAAAACUGGUAGUCCAACCUCCACCGUCCUCUGCACCUUCCCAAAAGCAAUCCCCGCAAGUUCCUCCGGCGGGUGACGGUCUGAUCCAUCGUUCAUCUUCUCCCCGUGGUCAGCGCCGUUCGCCGAAACCGAAAGUACCGCCAGCACCGGCAUCCACUUCGCCGCGAUCUUCAAAUUCGGCACGCGAUCGUACCCCUUCACUAAGCCCGGAACCACCGGAGCGUCGUGAUCGUUACAACGACUACCAGCGUCGGCCAGCGCAAUCGCGUCGUCGCAGCGCAGCAUCACCUUCUCCGGAGCCAGUCCGUUCUUCGGUGCGACUUUCGCGAUCAUCGCGCACUACGGGUACGGGUGGUGGUGCCAGUAACAGUUCACCAUCCCAUCUCAACGAGCUACUGCUACAGCGCACCAAGGAACUGAUGGACGAGAGUGUGUCCUCGUCACCGAUCUACAUGUCCAAGACAGAUUACGACCGGAUGGAACCGGCUUCGCGCAAACGGAAGCGUGUCUCCCCGAUUCAGUUCGAUCUGACGGACGAAGACGAGCGGCAGGAGAGUGACGAUGACUAUCGCGAGCGACGGUCCAGCCGUGGCCGUACGGACGAGCGACAGCAACAGCAGCAGCAGUCAGGGCGUGGUCGUAGCCGCCAGCGUGGUGAGAGCGAGGAUCGAGACCGAGAUCGAACGACCCGGGAAUCGUCCUCGAGGCGCGAUCACCGAGAGCGGGGAGAUUCGCGUGGUCGUACGACAUCGCCGGGGCGGAAAAUUAAGAAACUGGAAUCUAGUCGUAAAUUUGAUGAUAUUCCUCCAUUGCUGAGUGCCGUGUCGGUGUCCGGGGGAUUAGAUGGUAAGACUGGCAAAGGUGGUAGUAACGUUGGCAACGGAGCUAAGGAACGUUGCAAGUACUUCCCAAGCUGUCGCCAGGGUGAUGCAUGCGAAUUUCUACAUCCGAGCACCCCAUGCAAGGCCUUUCCGGGUUGCAAGUUCGGCGACAAGUGCCUGUAUCUGCAUCCCAUGUGCAAGUACGACCAAACCUGCCAUCGGCUCGAUUGUAACUUUAUGCACUCGAAGGGUUCGAACGCCUCCGGAGUAUCGGCACCACCGUUAGCAUCGUCGGUGGUUCCGGUGCAGAACUACAAAACGAUCAGCGCGAAACCAUUGCCACCGUUGUGCAAGUACUAUCCACAUUGCAGCAACACCCAGUGUCCGUUCUAUCACCCGAAGAUGUGCCGCUUCGGUCGGCAUUGCGUCAACAAGGUCGAGUGUAAUUUCUACCAUUACGAUCUGCCACCGCAGGAGUUGCACGAGUCCUCGUCCAAGGAUAAAUUCCGAUGGAUUUCGCCCUUUUCCGCCUAAAUCCAGAGGUUGACCGGUAACGGCGGAUUCGUUGGUGGCCACUUAUGGCCACUCGAUUAUUGUGUCUCUUAGGGUUAAGUGUUUGCGUGUUUACUCAUUUUCAACACGACGAUAGCCACAAACUAUCGCCAAAGGUGGCGAUAGUCCGUUCCGGGUCCUGGUCCCGGUCCCCGGAUCCACUAUUUAUUCAUUUUAUCUAUCUCUGUGCAGCUCUGGCACAGCGCGUGGAGGUUCAAGUGGCCCGCUUAGCUUGCAUACGCUAGCGAUUAGUUUACACAGUUUUACGUUAUGACGCAGAAUAUCCCAUUCGAAGCUAUUGGAAGAAGCUGAAAGUGCUCCAUCGAAGCAUCGAACCCGAUCGCUGCGGUUUGUUGUGGUUUUUGAAGUGCUUCCACAAAUCCAUUCUGUCGCAUUGGGGAAUGUUCCGUAAUUAGGAAUGCAAUAGUACAAGUUGGGUCCUUCUAGUAAUUAGUCGUCGGACGGUAGUCUAGCAGCACCUAUGUAUGUAUGAAUAGGUUAAAACGAUAAACGCAUUCGCAACUCAUUAACUCACUCCGUCGUUAAUUUCUGUUUUGUGUAUGGUUCUAUUAAAUGUCUCUUUAUGUCCUCCUUAAGAUCCCCAAGCCCCCCACUCUCAUGAACUUUCCCAGAUGUUAGCGACGUUAUCUA
Anopheles darlingi is the source of this 4714-nucleotide messenger RNA. RefSeq names its product serine/arginine repetitive matrix protein 2 (gene Nab2). Gene Ontology annotation, biological process: regulation of mRNA stability. Gene Ontology annotation, cellular component: nucleus; cytoplasm. The transcript is spliced from 4 exons. Gene Ontology annotation, molecular function: poly(A) binding; metal ion binding. Bases 191 to 4045 code for a protein of 1284 amino acids. The record is from RefSeq and is a predicted model, not a curated record. Lineage: Eukaryota; Metazoa; Arthropoda; Insecta; Diptera; Culicidae.